UGCGCGAAGCUGGCAGAAUCAUCGAACGAGAGAGGAUACAGUCCUGCGUGUGUCGUUAUGUAAAAGAUAUUCCCACCGCCAUCCACCCCUCCGAGUUCCUUGAACGGCGAAGACUUCGCGUAGGGGCUGAUACAGUUGCGUUAGCAGUAUCGGAGUAGUACGCACACCAUAAAAGUGGCUGCAAGAAAGAUCAGUAAGCAAAACUGCCGGGCCACUCGAAGUGAAGCCGUGUCCGAUGUGUAAGUUCAAAUUGUGCUUCGAUCCAGUUCGUUGAGAGAAUUUUCAGCCAAUCUUCGAUGGAACUGCAAUUGGUCUUCUUCGCUUAUGUCGUGGAUACUAACGAACUUUACGACGUGCAAUUCAAACACAUUUCAUGGGGCCGCGUCCGUGGGGAAGGAAUAUGCUUAGGAUUAAAGGAAGUUCGCAUAAAAAUUCCGGAGGCUGUAAGGAAGGGUGAUUCAGCGAUAUUCGAAUGCUUGUAUGACACAGAGGGCGAUAUCCUCUAUGCCGUCAAGUGGUAUAAGGGUCGGAGAGAGUUUUACCGCUACACCCCCAACGAGAGCCCCGCAAUUAAGACAUUUCCAAUCGGCACUCUGAGUGUUAACAAAAACGAGAGUAACGCUAACCAAGUUACGGUUACUGGAUUAGACUUGGAUGCUGCAGGCACAUAUAGUUGCGAAGUGUCGGCUGAUGCACCUUCCUUUCAUACUGCAAUCGUUUCUGCAAAUAUGAAUGUUGUCGAAUUGCCGCGGAACCGUCCUUCCAUACACGGUAUGAAGCGAAAAUAUCGCGUGGGAGAUAUUUUGCGAGGAAAUUGUACUUCGGAUGGCAGUAAACCAGCCGCGAAUUUAACGUGGUAUAUUAACGACCGUCAGCCGUUGAGUUCGCAAACACGGUACUACAAUCCCCAAGAUUCGAAUAUUGCCGAUCAACAGUAUUCAGCAAUUGGAGUGCAAUUUCUCGUUACUCCGGAACACUUUGCCAGUGGAAAGCUGAAAGUGCGCUGCAGUGCGUCAAUAUACGAAUUGUACUGGCAAAGCACGGAAGUCAGUGCUGAGGAGGAUCGUCCAAGAGUGAGAAAUUUUGAGCCCGCUGCUACCAUAGUUGGAAUAAACUACCUUCAACCACCGCCGAACUUGCAAACGGGACAGAGAAAACCCGACGGCCAGGCGGAUGUCAAAGGUCGCAACCAUCCGAGCCAGACAAAGAGCACAAAAGAAGCUACAUGAAAUCUAAAACUAUUCGAGCAUAUUUAUCCAUCAGACUGCUGGACCGAAAAGUUCUAUUGUAUAGCGAGGAGUUUGGGCUGACUCAUUCAGCACAUUACGAUGAGCCUUCAUAGCGCGAAUAUUUCUGAUUCCCAUCCAAGAGAUCAGGCAUUCAUUAUUCAUUCGUAAGCUCGUUGAUCGAUUCGUGCGGUUGUUCAUAUAUU
Diprion similis is the source of this 1432-nucleotide messenger RNA. RefSeq lists its product as uncharacterized. Bases 297 to 1229 code for a protein of 310 amino acids. NCBI's taxonomy places the organism in Eukaryota, Metazoa, Arthropoda, Insecta, Hymenoptera, Diprionidae. The transcript is spliced from 7 exons. The record is from RefSeq and is a predicted model, not a curated record.